Messenger RNA from Chanos chanos (milkfish), 1976 nucleotides. It is a transcript of the gene klc1b, whose product is annotated as kinesin light chain 1b. Gene Ontology annotation, molecular function: kinesin binding. The record is from RefSeq and is a predicted model, not a curated record. The coding region runs from base 81 to 1976 and encodes 631 amino acids. Gene Ontology annotation, biological process: microtubule-based movement. Gene Ontology annotation, cellular component: cytoplasm; kinesin complex. NCBI's taxonomy places the organism in Eukaryota, Metazoa, Chordata, Actinopteri, Gonorynchiformes, Chanidae. The transcript has 16 exons.
GGACAUCUUGAAUUUAAAGGGGCUUCAGCAGCAGGUCGGGGGGCUGGGGUCUUAGCAGCAUAUUGGCUCUCUGAUAGAAGAUGUCCACAAUGGUGUACCCUCGUGAAGAGAAGCUGGAGAAACUGUCCCAGGAGGAGAUCAUCUCCAACACCAAGCUGGUGAUCCAGGGUUUGGAGGCACUAAAGAAUGAACACAACUCGAUUCUGCACAGUUUAUUGGAGACCAUCAAGUGCCUGAAGAAAGAUGAGGAGGCCAACCUGGUCCAUGAGAAAUCCAAUCUCUUGCGCAAGUCUGUGGAAAUGAUUGAGCUGGGCUUGGGCGAGGCUCAGGUGAUGAUGGCUCUGUCAAGCCACCUGAACGCAGUGGAGUCAGAGAAGCAGAAGCUGCGUGCUCAGGUGCGCAGGCUGUGUCAGGAGAACCAGUGGUUGAGGGAUGAGCUUGCCAACACACAGCAGAAACUGCAGAAGAGUGAGCAGAACGUGGCCCAGCUGGAGGAGGAGAAGAAACACCUGGAGUUCAUGAAUCAGCUGAAGAAAUACGACGAGGAUGUCUCACCCUCGGAGGAGAAGGACGGUGAACCACCUAAAGACUCUCUGGAUGAUCUCUUCCCUAAUGAUGAAGAGGAACACACCCAAGGCAUGCAGCAUCAGCACAACAGCGCGGCGGUGGCGGCGGCUCAGCAGGGCGGCUAUGAAAUCCCAGCCCGCCUCAGGACCCUCCAUAACCUGGUCAUCCAGUACGCCUCCCAGGGCAGGUACGAGGUGGCCGUACCCCUCUGCAAACAAGCCCUGGAGGACCUGGAGAAGACCUCUGGCCACGACCACCCCGACGUUGCCACCAUGCUCAACAUCCUCGCCCUCGUCUACAGGGAUCAGAACAAAUACAAAGAGGCAGCGCACCUGCUUAAUGAUGCUCUUUCCAUCCGAGAGAAGACGCUUGGCAAAGACCACCCUGCAGUGGCUGCCACUCUGAAUAACCUGGCAGUGCUUUAUGGGAAAAGAGGCAAGUACAAGGAGGCUGAGCCUCUGUGUAAGAGAGCUCUGGAGAUCAGAGAGAAGGUACUGGGGAAGGACCACCCUGAUGUGGCUAAACAGCUGAAUAACCUGGCUCUGCUCUGCCAGAACCAGGGCAAAUAUGAGGAAGUGGAAUAUUACUACUGCCGCGCCCUGGAGAUCUAUGAGUGCAGACUGGGCCCCGACGACCCCAACGUGGCCAAGACCAAGAACAACCUGGCCUCCUGCUUUCUCAAACAGGGCAAAUACAAGGAGGCCGAGAUUCUGUACAAAGAGAUUCUGACCAGGGCUCAUGAGAAAGAGUUUGGAUCAGUGGACGCGGAGAACAAGCCCAUCUGGAUGCACGCCGAGGAACGUGAGGAGAUGAGCAAGGGCAAGCACAGAGACAAUACCCCCUAUGGAGAAUACGGUGGCUGGUACAAAGCAUGCAAAGUCAACAGCCCCACUGUGAACACCACUCUGAGGAACCUGGGAGCUCUGUACCGUAGACAGGGUAAGAUGGAGGCAGCAGAGACUCUGGAAGAAUGUGCCAUGAGGUCUCGCAAACAGGGUAUUGACCCUAUUCACCAGUCUCGUGUGGCGGAGCUGUUGAAGGACGGUGACGGAGAGCGGAGGCGGAGCAGGGAAAGCCUGUCCAGCGUUAAGUACGAGAACAGUUCUGAGGGCGGAGAGGAAGUGAGUAUGGCGGUAGAGUGGACAGGGGAUGGCUCGGGUGCUUUGCACAGGAGUGUGUCUCUGGGGAGACUCCGGGACGUUCUGCGUCGGAGCAGCGAGCUGCUGGUGAAGAAACUCCAGGGCAACGGGCCCAUGGAACCACGCAGCAGCACAAAUAUGAAGAGAGCUUCUUCCCUGAACUAUCUGAAUAAGGCCAAUGAAGAUUCCUUUCAGGGACCUGUGAGUGGCAGGUUGAGGGAGAGUCGCGGCUUGAGUUCCAGCAAUGUUGAUUUGUACAGCGGUAACUGA